Molecule: messenger RNA, 1458 nt
Organism: Closterium sp. Naga37s-1
Lineage: Eukaryota; Viridiplantae; Streptophyta; Zygnematophyceae; Desmidiales; Closteriaceae
Source: the annotation of a GenBank genome assembly
AUGGAGGAGAAUAUGGAUUACACGUCGGAUCCUGGGGGAGCCGACCCGCAACAAACAUCGGCCAUCCCCUCGUCCCCUGGUGUGCCGAACGCGAGAGCAAGAAGCAACGCGGCUGGUACUACGCAGAGAGUGGCUCCCGAAAGCACAAACAUCGCCACUGGACAGCAUGCAGCAGCAGAGCCAACCUCUGACGGACCAGAGCACCCUGCCCAUCCAAGCAACGCCGGGACCACGGGCGAUACCCGUCAGAGGGUGCCUUCUCACCCUUCUUUCGGGCUGGGCGGGCAGGACGGAAACGGCAACCCGCUACAUGCUCAAGGACUCUCGAUGGGCAGUCCUGUCAGUGCUGGCAGUGGGAAGCGCAAGAGGCGUUCCGCCGACAACAUCGCACGCUGCCUCGACAUUCUCUGUGAAAAUGUCGUCAAACCGAUCCCGGUUUUGCUUCAAGAUGAGGUGCACAAGGUGGUCACAGAAGCAUCCCGCGUUAUCGUGUCCAUGUCUCAAGCAUCAGACGAGCAGAAGAUCGCGACGUUCAAGGAGUUUGCUCGCACCCCUGUCAUGGCAUCUAUUUUCCUCGCCAUUCCUGACGACCUUCGCGCUAAGUACGUGGGUGUGGAACCCACAGCCGACGGCACCUUUGCUCCGCCCGCCGGCACAUCAGCCCCCGCUGGCGCCACCUUUGCUCCCACCGCUGGCACAUCGGCACCUGCUGGCGCCACCUUUGCUCCCACCGCUGGCACAUCGGCACCUGCUGGCGCCACCUUUGCUCCCACCGCUGGCACAUCGGCACCUGCUGGCGCCACCUUUGCUCCCACCGCUGGCACAUCGGCACCUGCUGGCGCCACCUUUGCUCCCACCGCUGGCACAUCGGCCCCUGCUGGCGCCACCUUUGCUCCCACCGCUGGCACAUCGGCACCUGCUGGCGCCACCUUUGCUCCCACCGCUGGCACAUCGGCACCUGCUGGCGCCACCUUUGCUCCCACCGCUGGCACUUCGGCACCUGCUGGCGCCACCUCAGCACCUGCUGGCUCCACAUAUGCUCCGCCCGCUGGCACAACAUCACCUGCUGGCGCCACAUCAGCACCUGCUGGUGCCACCUUUGCUCCCACAGCCGCCACCUCAGCACCUGCUGGCGCCACCUUUGCUCCGCCCGCUGGCACAUCAGCACCUGCUGGCUGGACCUAUCCUCCACCUGGCCAUCAAUCUCCACGUGCUGCAGGGGUGCCACGUGUAUCGCGAGGUGGAAUUGGAGGCGCCCGCUGCAAGAAAGCGGGUCGUGGUGCUAGGGGCUCCCGUUCAGCCCUAGCAGGCUGUAUGCCUGGCGGAUCCACUUCUGCCGGUGGCUCCCCUGUUGUCCCGCACUUCACCUCACCUUUAGCGGUAGCGGCAACGAAAGUGCUCUGUAAGGUGCGAGUCGAGUCCGCGUAUUGUGCAACUUGUCAGUCACGCAUGCUUUGA